AUGUUUUACGCCCACUUUGUCCUCAGUAAACGUGGGCCGCUGGCCAAGAUCUGGCUGGCGGCCCAUUGGGACAAGAAGCUGACCAAGGCUCAUGUGUUUGAAUGCAACCUUGAGAGCAGUGUGGAGAGUAUCAUCUCACCCAAGGUCAAAAUGGCAUUGCGUACAUCGGGUCACCUGCUCCUCGGGGUGGUGAGAAUCUACCACAGGAAGGCCAAGUACCUCCUUGCUGACUGUAAUGAAGCUUUUAUCAAAAUCAAAAUGGCUUUCAGGCCAGGUGUGGUGGAUCUACCAGAGGAAAACAGAGAAGCAGCCUACAAUGCCAUCACCUUACCUGAAGAGUUCCAUGACUUUGACCAGCCACUUCCUGAUCUGGAUGACAUAGAUGUUGCCCAGCAGUUUACCCUGAACCAGAGCAGAGUAGAAGAGAUCACCAUGAGGGAGGAUGUUGGCAACCUCAGCCUCUUGCAGGACAAUGAUUUUGCUGAUUUUGGUAUGGAUGACAGAGAGAUGAUGCGUGAUGCUAGCACAUUUGAGGAGGAUAUCAUGCAUGGUGCCACAGCCUCUAACCUUUUGUUAGAGGCUGAGCCUGGGCCUGCUAAUCUCCCUGAUAAGUCCAACCACAUGGAGUAUGAUGACUUUGGGGAUGGCUCAAUGGGCAACAGUGAUGGAGGAAUGCUGGUUGAUAAACUGUUAAGCUCUGAAGACGGAGGUGGUAUUUUUGAUGAUCCACCUGCCAUCACAGACAGUGUCAUGAUGCCUCCAGAUCAUGGAGACGACGAGGAUGACUUUGACAACCUCCAGUCACCGGGUCCCGACAGCCCAGACUCUGGCCCAGCAGAGCCACUGCCAGCUAUGGCUGAUCAGACAGAACAGACCACUCUGGUUCACAACGAGGAGGAGGCCUUUGCCCUGGAACCAAUUGAUAUCACUGUGAAAGAGACCAAGGCAAAGCGUAAGAGGAAGCUGAUUGUGGACAGUGUGAAGGAGCUGGACAGUAAGACCAUCCGGGCCCAGCUGUCCGACUACUCAGAUAUUGUCACUACCCUGGAUCUUGCCCCUCCCACGAAGAAGCUUAUGAUGUGGAAGGAAACUGGAGGAGUGGAGAAACUCUUCUCUCUGCCUGCCCAGCCACUCUGGAACGGCAGGCUUCUCAAGAUGUUCACUCGCUGCCUGACGCCUCUGGUGCCAGAUGAGCUGAGGAAGAGGAGAAAGGGUGGUGAAGCAGACAGUCUGGAUGAGUUCCUCAAAGAACUGGAGAACCCAGAGGUGCCUAGAGAGGAGGUCAUGAGUCAGCACAGAGAUGUUAUUGACCAGACUAUCAUGGAGGAGCCCAGUAUACUGGCAGCCUCUGCAAUGGAGGGCAGCAGAACGACCCUGGAUGAGACUGUGAUGCCUCCUCCCUCGACUCCCCGUGGUGUUAAACGCAAGACCCUUGACAAAGACAGUACACUGCCUAUGGCUCCCUUGGAGCAGCCUCAACAGGUAGCUGACCGUUCAGUCUUGUCUCAGAGGUUAGACAUGCCUCAGGUGGAUCUUCCGCCAGAGGAGACCAGCCUCAGCCUCACUCAGCUCGUCCCUGAGCUGGACCUGCUCGGUGAGAAGAGCAAAGACAAGAAGGAUGACAGCGACGAGGAAGAGGAAGAGGAAGGUCAGGCUGGAGACCAGGACCAGGAGGAGAAGAGAUGGAACAAGAGAACUCAGCAGAUGCUGCAUGGACUCCAGCGCGUCAUGGCUAAGACCGGAGCAGAUUCAGUCAGUCUGCUCGAUUUGUGCCGGAACAACAACCGGAAGCAGGCAGCCGCCAAGUUUUACAGUUUUCUGGUCCUCAAGAAGCAACAAGCCAUCGAGGUCACCCAGUCUGAACCCUACAGCGACAUCAUCGCCACCGCUGGACCAAGAUUUCAUCUUAUUUAGACAUUGGAAGAACAGACACACUCUGCUUGCAACAGACAUACUUUUUUAAUUACUCAACUUUUUGGCCUUUUUUAUUUUGUUUUUCCUGUCAGCCCUCUUUUUCUGGGGAAGGGGUGGGAGUAGUAGGGUCUGGGUUGGAAACUUUAAAAAUGAUUUUACUGUACUACAAGUAGAAUCAUGCAGUAUUCAUGUGGUUCAAAUGGAGUGAGGAAGAAUGUUUUAACAAUUAUAUUUAUAAAGCAACUUUUUCAGUCACCAAUUUGUAAGCUUUGCUUCAUUUGUUUCCUUUUAUUUUGUAAGUUAAAUUUCAGUUGUCUUCUCAUUCCAUACAUUUUGUACCAUUAUCCCUCUUAAAGCUAAAAUGCAGAUUUUACAUGAAGAGCCCUUGUAUUUCCACUUGGAAUCUUGUAAUGACACUGUACAUGUAAUGAAAAGGUACUGGUUUAUCGUUGAGAAGUGUAACCUCUCCCACCUCCUCCUUGUUGCACUUGUACUUUCAUGACAAGCAAAAAAAGUUGAUUUGUCUAAAAACAUUGGUAAAUCUUACCUGGCGUUAAAUGUCAUGUUCAGAUGUAUAAUUCAGGCAGUUUAUCAAUAAGUCUCAUGUCAUAUUUUUUGUACCUUUUGUGUUCAUGCUUAUUCACCUUUUUGCAUUAUGUAACUAGGUAAUGUACUUGUUACAGUUAAGUUCAGUAUCUCACCUUUUUAGUCUUUGGGUAACUUCUAGUUGUGAUACAUCUGUAAAGAUUUGAAAUAAAGUGUUUUAAGUACUUGGUAA
Messenger RNA from Sphaeramia orbicularis (orbiculate cardinalfish), 2692 nucleotides. Its product is annotated as double-strand-break repair protein rad21 homolog A-like. Lineage: Eukaryota; Metazoa; Chordata; Actinopteri; Kurtiformes; Apogonidae. Bases 1 to 1914 code for a protein of 637 amino acids. The transcript is spliced from 13 exons. Gene Ontology annotation, cellular component: cohesin complex. The record is from RefSeq and is a predicted model, not a curated record. Gene Ontology annotation, molecular function: protein binding; chromatin binding. Gene Ontology annotation, biological process: replication-born double-strand break repair via sister chromatid exchange; sister chromatid cohesion.